Messenger RNA from Cladophialophora psammophila CBS 110553, 1011 nucleotides. RefSeq lists its product as uncharacterized. Lineage: Eukaryota; Fungi; Ascomycota; Eurotiomycetes; Chaetothyriales; Herpotrichiellaceae. Bases 1 to 1011 code for a protein of 336 amino acids. The transcript has 2 exons. The record is from RefSeq and is a predicted model, not a curated record.
AUGCCGGUGAUAGAUCCCGCAAUUGCACGCGCUCUACGCCUCGAUGCAAGUACCACCCACAUUUCCGCCCACGGCGGCUCUGGCUUUGCCUCCACAUUUCGCAUCACCACGCCGAGCACCUCCAUCUUCGUCAAGCAGUCCCGCUCACCAGGCGCGGAUGUAAUGUUUCAGGGAGAGCACGCCUCUCUCAACGCCAUUCAUGAUGGCGUGCCCAGCUUGUGUCCAAAGUCCUUCGCGUGGGGACAAUUGGAGAAGGGCGGCGGAUACUUCCUUGCUACAGAAUUUCUGGAUCUGGGUGGACGAUUCUCGUCGCGCACAAGGAGCGGAAAUAGCGAAGGCAGCGGGAUGUCUCUCGCCCAAAAACUAGCAAAGCUACACACGACUUCUGCUCCCGUUCCAGAAGGCUACGAUUCGCCUCAGUUUGGAUUUCCGGUCACGACGUGCUGCGGGGAUACCCCUCAGGACAAUACGCUCACCUCGUCGUGGGCCGAGUUCUUUGGCAAACGACGGCUCCUCGCGAUCCUCGAGAGGGCAGAGGAGAAUAAUGGGAAAGAUCCGGAGUUGCGACGGGUCGUGGAGAGAACUGUCCGCGAGGUAGUGCCGAAACUGCUUGGUAGCAACCAUCUGGGUGGCAAGGAUGGGAUCAAACCAGUCGUUGUACACGGUGAUCUGUGGUCAGGAAAUAAAUCCAAAGGUAGCUUCGUUGGCCGCGACGACGCCACACCAGACAUGGCCGGCCGGAUAGAGGAUGUGGUUUUCGACCCCUCAUCCUGUUACGCACACAACGAGUAUGAUUUUGGUAUAAUGCAAAUGUUCGGCGGGUUCUCGUCGUUCUGGCAAGAAUACCAUGAGCUGGUGCCGAAGACGCAACCGGCAAGUGAAUAUGAGGACAGGGUUUCGUUAUAUGAAAGCUACCAUCACUUAAACCAUUAUGCAAUUUUCGGUGGUAGCUACAAGUCUGGCGCUCUUGGAAUCUUGAAAAAGCUGGUGAGAAAGCACGGCGAGCACUAG